AUGUACGCGGUGAAGCCAUGGGGUAAGGUGCUUCUUAUCGGCAGCGGCGUCGGAGCGUAUGCGAUGGGGAUUGGCAUGCGCUGGCGUGAGUCAAACGUUCUGCUUAUCGAGAAACGCGUGGACCCAAGCUAUGAGCUUUCGCUGCGGAGACGCUGCGUCUGCACCGCGCAGACGGUGAAGCUGCUGACGGACUUGGGCUGCACUACAACCAGGAUUGAGGGUAUUCUGCAAAGAGCCAAAGGGUGGCGUUUCCUACGGCCCAACCUCGAGGUCAUCAAGGAGAGCGCGGUGUUUCCAGGCUGCGCAGACGGAGAGGCGGUGUACCACUGCCAAGAGGGCUCGCUGCUUCGAAUGCUGCGGACCGAAUUCUUGCGUUUUGGCGGAGGCAUAAGUUGGGGAACGGAGGCCUUUGACGCGUUUGAGAGCGGUGACGGGAGUGGGGCGUGGAGCCUGCGGAAGAUGUACGGCCUGGAGACGGAAGCUGAGGCCAUUAUCACCUCGGCGAAGGGGUCGUCGCUCGCCGCUGCGUUGAUGGUGGAGGACCCGAAUCGAAUGGCAGUUCUCUUCGAUGAAGAGUCCGGCGUUUUCCACCCCAAGAGAGAGCUCAUUGAAAAGGUGUUUGGACUGAAUGACGUCGUGAUUGUGCUGGGGCUCGGGGUGGUGAUCCACAUGUGGCACACGAAUAGUAACCUCAUCGCGUGGAGAGCCAUCCGGCGGGGACAAAAAGGCAGCUCGGGUUUCUGCACCGAUGGACUGCAUCCACUCAUUCGUGAGGUGCUUGAGGGCAGUGCUGAGCGGCACUCGCGUGUGCGCCUUCUUCCGGCAACCACGCCGGCGAUCAAGGAUUCGGUGAUGCACGUGAAAAUGAGCGUGUUAGGCGAAGGGCUCUUGCCGGUUGACCCCUUUGAGUGGAGAGGCGAUCGAGCGCGGUGCCUCAUUGAGGAGGCCUCCGCCCUCUGUCGGGCGUUUUACGGUAAAAAAUAUCAUCGUGGAAGUGUGGCCUACCUUCUUCGAGGCAUCGAGCAAGACUCACUGUCAAAACGCGCCUCUCUGCUGCGUCGGGACUUGGAGGACGCGGAGCGCUUCAUGGCCGUCCAUCCGGUCAUUGAGGAGGAACCUGGUGCCGCGCCCAUUCAACGGGUUAGUUCAUAG
Molecule: messenger RNA, 1152 nt
Organism: Trypanosoma conorhini
Lineage: Eukaryota; Euglenozoa; Kinetoplastea; Trypanosomatida; Trypanosomatidae
Exons: 1
Coding region: 1-1152 (383 amino acids)
Source: RefSeq, a predicted model, not a curated record